GUCUCCAAGGUGAACAGCCUCUGGUCGAUGGAACAAUGUAGGCAAGGGAAGCCGGCAAAAUGGAUCCGUAACUUCGGGAAAAGGAUUGGCUCUGAGGGCUGGGCUCGGGGGUCCCAGUUCCGAACCCGUCGACUGUUGGCGGACUGCUUGAGCUGCUUCCGCGGCGAGAGCGGACCGUCGCGUGUCGGCCGGGGGACGGACUGGGAGUAG
Eruca vesicaria subsp. sativa (arugula) is the source of this 210-nucleotide messenger RNA. Lineage: Eukaryota; Viridiplantae; Streptophyta; Magnoliopsida; Brassicales; Brassicaceae. The record is from the annotation of a GenBank genome assembly.